AUGAAGUCUGUUAUUGCCCUCGCCUUCUUCUCCGCCGCCCUUGCCGCUCCUCAGUUCGAUGAAGCUCAGCUUUCUGCCUUCUUUGACUCGCUGAGCUCUCUUCUCGGAAAUGGGUUCCCCAGCUUGCCCACUGACACUCAGUCUAUGACUGACAUCCUUACCUUCUCGACCGCUAUCUCUGGUACCCCUACUGAGAUCACCACUGCUGUCGCUGCCACCACUGAUGCUUUUGACAAUGUCGAUGACUUUGGUUUCGAUAAGCGCCAGGCUCCUGGAGACCUUGAAGCCAUCAUUUCUUCUCUCAACGCUCUCAUCACCCCCGCUACCACUUCCGAUGGUGAUGGCUGUGUCACUGAUGUUGUCCCCAUCCCUACCACUAUCAAUGGUGUUCCUACCGAGGUUUCCAGCAUUGCUGCUGUUCCUACUGCCCCUGUUGCUGCCCCUGACGCCCCUGCUGCACCGGCUGCUGGCCCCGGUGAGGCUGGCGGUUUCUAG
Molecule: messenger RNA, 495 nt
Organism: Fusarium coffeatum
Lineage: Eukaryota; Fungi; Ascomycota; Sordariomycetes; Hypocreales; Nectriaceae
Exons: 1
Coding region: 1-495 (164 amino acids)
Source: RefSeq, a predicted model, not a curated record